Molecule: messenger RNA, 3175 nt
Organism: Acyrthosiphon pisum (pea aphid)
Lineage: Eukaryota; Metazoa; Arthropoda; Insecta; Hemiptera; Aphididae
Product: nuclear pore complex protein Nup155
Exons: 18
Coding region: 237-3155 (972 amino acids)
Biological process (GO): protein import into nucleus; RNA export from nucleus; protein localization to nuclear inner membrane
Cellular component (GO): nuclear pore; nuclear pore inner ring
Molecular function (GO): structural constituent of nuclear pore
Source: RefSeq, a predicted model, not a curated record
AGGAAGAAAUGUCUGGAGCCCGUUAAAUAGUUUAUUUUGUUUAUUAGUAAGUUUAUGUUAAUAUUUAAUACCACGAUGUAGCUGAAAUCUGAUAUUAAUAAUUCUCAAUCAGUUAAAAUUCGAUUCAAUUAGUUCGUAUCAAAAUAAAUCAAUAGUUUUAUCUUCAUCGUGAUUUAUUAGUUUUGUAUGAUCGUGGUUAAGCUACUGCAUUUAGUGAAGUCCUACCUAGAGUAAAGAUGGAUUCUACAUUGAAUGUAUCAAGAUCCAUGGAUAACUCCAUGUCCAUGAUUAAUCAAUCAAUAUCAGCCAAAGAUAGUUUAGAUCUAUCCGGCAAAAUGUUGGAUAGAUUUUUUGCUGCAGAUGACUCAUUUCCAACACUUGUUGAGAAAAUGCAGAUAACUAAAAGCAGUCAAAGUGUUAGUGGUUGUACUGAAUAUGAUUAUCCUAAAGAAGGGCUAGGAAUGCCUUCAAUUACUCCCCUUAAAUCAAGACACAAGAUACCACUACCAGGUGCAUUACUAGAGCAGUGGAAUGAUGCGCAAAACUUUCAUCGUAAGUUGGGAAUAUUUCCUAGCAUCAACCGAGUUUGGGUCACAAUUGAUCAAGAAUUCUUUUUAUGGGACUUUAGUGAAGGAACGGAUUUAUCUUAUUUUGAUGGAAUGAAUUCAACAAUUUUUGCAGUAGCACUGGUACCACCUAAACCAAAUGUAUUUCAAGCUCACAUUAAACAUUUGUUAGUCUUAGCUACUGGAUUAAACAUUGCAAUAUUAGGGGUAACAUUUAAAAAUGUUACCGGUAUUGAUGGCAAAACUGUUGAACAAUUGGAACUCACUACAGAUACCAUUUAUGAAGUUCCCACUGAAGGUGUAAUAACCUCUAAAAUAGUUGGAACUGACAAUGGACGCAUUUUUCUUGCAAGUGAAGAUGGUAACCUCUUUGAAAUUGAUUAUUGGAAAGAUUUGGGAUGGUUUUCAAUUGGAAAUGGAAGACGUUGCAAGAAAGUUUGUCAUUCAACCGGUACUUUAUCAUAUAUUUUACCAUCAUUUUUAACUUAUGCGAUCACCGAACCCUCUGCCAUUAUUGAAGUAGCUGUUGAUAAUACACGGCACAUACUUUACACAUUGACCGAAAAUAGUUCAAUUGAAAUGUAUGAUCUUGGAUCUGAUGGUAAAUCUACAAGCCGUAUUGUGUCUUUGUCACAUUCUAAUCUUGAGCACCAAGUUUCAAAACUGCUUAGAACUAUAGAAAUAGCUCAGAUGACUAUAUUGAGUAGUAUAAAAAUCAUUGAAGAAACUGAAUCACCUAACAUUCAUCUGUUGGUUGUAUCCAAGUCUGGAUUUAGAUUGUAUUUUUCUACUGGAGCAAUAACCUCCAGUAAUACUAGACCUUACACAUUACAACUUGUUCACAUACGUUUGCCACCAGGAUAUAAUAGAGUUAUUGGAGAAUCUAAACCGAGUAGUGUUCAGCACGUUUUGUACAACAGAGGCACUAUUAUAAUGGCAUGUAACACUGACAUAACUAAUUACAGGCCAAUGUUGUGGUGUAUAUCUCCCGAUGAAUAUGCAUUUAGUUCUAACUUCAGUGAAAGAUAUUUUAUUACUGAUUUGGAUAUGUGUCCUUUAUCGCUGGACAAUAUAGGUCCAAAUUUAUUAAUAUACAAUGACCCAAGCUCACCACAGCCACCACUCAUUGUUCGUCAACAAUUUGAAAAUCGCCAAGAAUAUAUAACUUUAGCUCCACAAGGUUUGGAAAUUUUUGAAAUGCUUCGGCCUUAUGAUACGCUUUGUGAAUUAUUGGCCAGCAGUCAAGGUUCAGAAACAGAUGCUAUCAAAACAUAUUUUAAAAAUUUCACAGAUAAUCAAGCAUGUGUGGCAUGUCUCACAAUUAUUUGUGAUCAGUCAUUAAAAAAUAUAAAGAUCAAAGAAUAUGCAACUCGUGCAUUUUUCACUCAUGGUGGUGAGCCUAAAUUAGUGACUGAAAAUUUACAUGAAUCACUUCAUGAAUUAACAAGAGUUCCUCAGAAUAAUAGUUUCAGAUCAAGUAAUUAUUCAACAUCAACUAUACCAUCAUGUAUGCCAACUUUUAUAAAAAAUCAGACAAAUAUAACACACUUACCAUUUGAAUCCACAAGUGUUCAGUACUCUUCGAAACACAAUGGAUUAUAUUUAUUUGUGAGUCGUUUACUGAGACCGCUUUGGAACAUUAAAGCUGUUAAUAUGGAAACCACUGAUGGGAAAACUUAUAUUGUCAACACUGUGUCUCCAGACGAUUGUUCAUUUGUUGCAAGCCAUUUGCAAACUUUGCACUCUUUCAUGAACAAUUAUUCAAAAAUGUUGGCAAACUAUACCAGAAUACCAUUUGAUGCGUCUAAACGAACAGCUGCACAGGACGCACAUCAAUCUGAAUCAAAAUCUAUAGAAUGUUUGAAACAAUUAGUUGUUCGUAGUGCUGAAGUGUUUAAUUUGUGGAAAUUACUCAGUGAACAUCAAUUUUUUAUUAUAGCGAAGGAAUUACUCGAUCAAGAACAACGUGUAUUGGAAAAUGUUACUUUUAAAGAAUUGAUCCUUGUACACCAAGAACUGUGUCAAACUUUGGUUCAAAAACUAUUAGACACAUAUUUAAAUGAAAGUUCAUCUGUAGAAUCAAUUAGUACAAAAUUACGACAAGUCUGCCCGUCCAUAUACCAUUCUGAAGACGCUGCUUGUGCAAAAGCUUCAGAAAUGAUUAAAUUAGCUCAAUCUACAGUCAAUGAGGAUGAGCGUAAACGAAUCCUAUACCAAUCUCUUAUGGUGUUGAAAGAAGUGGCACCAAAGUUUAAUUUAACUUCAGUGUGUUUACAAUACACAAAUUGUGCGUAUAUGGAAGGUGUAUAUCAGAUGUGUACAGAGUGUGCUAAAAAAAUUGAUCCUAAGAAUUUAGGAGGUCAUUAUUUUGUCAACAAUAUGGUAUUGGAUAGAGAUGGACCAGGUUAUGGUGCCUACAUGCUCAGAUUAGAUAUUUACAAAGAAAUAAGUGCAAGUUUAGAUUACUUAUACUCAAUCAUGGUGAAAAAUUCAUCUGUAUUUAUACCAACUCGACCAAAUUUGAUACCUGGAAUUCUAGAAAAUUCUGCACUAACUUCUGAACAAUCUUCUAAUUUGGUAUUGAUUUAAAUUAUUUAUACAUUUUUAAA